AUGAUCAUCAAAAGAGGCGAUGAUGCAUCUAUCAACAACGUGAAGUUCACCACCACUCACAAUCUCAAGCGGUCAAUCACCCACGAACGGUAUGAAAAACUCAAAGAAAGUAUCAUCUUUGAUAAGUCGGAUACCCACGGUUUGGUCUUUCCUUACUAUGACGCCCUUGUCAUUGCUUUUCGUGUUUUUGAUACUGAUGUAAGACGUAUCAUGGUCGAUGAUGGAAGCGGUGCAUGCAUCAUCCAUCCUCGAGUUCUCACCCAAAUGAAGCUCGAGGAUAGGAUAGUGACGCGAUACAUAACGCUAACAGGUUUUAACAAUGUAGUUGAGUGGACAUCUGGAGAAAUCAUGUUGCCCGUCUUGGCCGGCGGCAUUACCUUAGAGACCACGUUCCAUAUCAUGGACCAGGAUAUGGAAUACAACACCAUCAUAGACGGACCAUGGAUACACGCCAUGAAAGUUGUCCCCUCCAGUUUGAACCAAGUCAUUAAAUUUCCCACCCUCUUGGGAGUAUUCUGCAUCUGGGGAAAUUACCGCACUCCCAAAAAUGCUACAAAAUUGCCCAAGACUGCACAUACACCCAAUAUUUGA
Molecule: messenger RNA, 591 nt
Organism: Nicotiana tabacum (common tobacco)
Lineage: Eukaryota; Viridiplantae; Streptophyta; Magnoliopsida; Solanales; Solanaceae
Source: RefSeq, a predicted model, not a curated record